AUGGAUUCCUCUCGCUCAAAGAUGCGGCUCUUGUCGCUGGGUGCUCUCUUUCUCUCGACCAGUUCUGCUCUCCCGAACGGGCUCUACUCCCGACAGGUAGAUGAUGCCCCCGAAUACACGGUGCUCGGCUGCUUCGUCGACACUGGAAGCCGAGUGCUGCCCAGCAAGGUUAUCAGCACCCACGACAUGACGGCAGAGAAGUGCGCAGCCAACUGCCGCGGUUACGACUAUUUCGGCACACAGUGGUCUUCGGAAUGCUACUGCGGCAGCAACAAGCCCACCGAUGCCGCACCGGCCUCCGAAUGCAACAUGCCCUGCUCCGGAAACCCAGACGAGACAUGCGGUGCAGGCAUGAGGCUUAACGUCUACGAAUUCGACCGAGCCUGCGACUCGGAUACGGAGGAGCCCCCUGUGGUCAUCUCGGGCUUCGAGUACAAAGGUUGCUACACAGACAACGUUCCCCAGCGCGUGCUGGGCGGCAUCACGGUCGCUCAGCACGACAUGACUCUGGAGAAGUGUGCUGCCACAUGCACCGCCGGCGGAUACGCGUUCUUCGGUGUCGAGUACGGGACAGAGUGCUUCUGCGGGACAAGUUUGGAUGCCGCCAGCACCAAGGUGUCGGAGGGCGAGUGUUCCAUGACCUGCAUGGGCAACCAUUCCCAGCAGUGUGGAGGCCCCAACCGGCUCAACAUCUACGAGAAGCCAAACCCGGUCGGAGCUGGGAGCAACCUUGAGUCCGUUGGUGACUUCCACUAUGCCUCAUGCUGGACCGACAAGGUGGAUGACCGCUCCCUCAAGGCUGUCGACUGGCGCACCGAUGACAUGACGGUUGAGAAGUGUGCCGACAGAUGCAGCGAGUUUUCCUACUUCGGCCUCGAGUAUUCACGUGAAUGCUACUGUGGAAACGAGCUGACCGGACAGGCCGCACCCGAGAAAGACUGCGCCAUGCUCUGUGUGGGUGCUCCCGGCCAGUGGUGUGGUGGCCCGGACAGAAUGAACUUGUACACCAAGGCAACAUCGACCUCGGUGACCACCUCUGCAGAAGUCACCACUCCCGUUGAGACCGAGACGGAUACGCCGACCAUCACCCCGGAGCCCGAAACAACGACUGCCCCGACCGAGCCAGAGACCACGACUUCAGAUAUUCCUGUCAGCACCACCGAGCUGCCUUCCUCAACCGAGUCUUCCACCACCACGACCCAGGGGCCUGAGUUGACCACCAUUACCGACUGCCCCCCUACGCCCACUUAUAACGGAAACCCCGAGUACUGCUAUGUGUCUGGUGGUCUGCCGGCCGCUUGCCGACAGCUAGCAUCUACGACUCUCAACUCACGCAGCGUGGGACCUUCGAUGAGCGCUUGCAAGAGUGCUCUUACCCGCUACGGCAUGCCCACCAACCCUGCGGCUACAGCUUGCUUUCCCACUACUGCGCUCCCCGCAGUCCCAUCCUCUGCGCUUGCUCGCUCCGUCGCCGACAGCGUUUACGCCUGCCUCCACGCGCCCACUGCCUCCAUCAUAUGCCAGUCUGAUUCCGCCUGCGCCACAAACACCUACACCGUCGGUCAGGUGCCUUCGCCGACUCCCUCGACCGGUGUGGAUCUGCUCAAGGGCGAUGGCGGUUUUGAGGAUGGCACUCUCGGAGACUGGGUCCUCGGGCCAUCGACCCAUCUGGUGUCCACAACCAUCAGCAACGCCCGUCCCAAGUCGGGCUCGGGGGGACUCCUCAUGCGGUAUCUCAACGUCAACGGAGGAGGAAACAGCUUGACGUACAACCUGCCCGUCGUCCCCGGCCAGCAGUAUCGAUUCAGCUUGUCUUUCCAGCACACGAACCCCAGUUCUGCUACCAGUUUGUACCUUUAUGUGUACCCCGACAUUCUGCAAACAUCCUUUACCGAAGCGCAGUUGAACGGGGCGCCAGCGAAUGCUUGGGGGACAAGGGAAAUCACCUUCACUGCGAAGGCUUCAUGGGUGCAGCUUGUACUCAAUGUCGGUGGGAACGUAGGUGCGACGAAUGACGUGUAUAUUGAUGAUAUCACCUUUGUCAGGUUGACCUAA
Molecule: messenger RNA, 2055 nt
Organism: Podospora anserina S mat+
Lineage: Eukaryota; Fungi; Ascomycota; Sordariomycetes; Sordariales; Podosporaceae
Exons: 1
Coding region: 1-2055 (684 amino acids)
Cellular component (GO): plasma membrane
Source: RefSeq, a predicted model, not a curated record